This is a messenger RNA of Xenopus tropicalis (tropical clawed frog), 2046 nucleotides long. RefSeq lists its product as uncharacterized. The record is from RefSeq and is a predicted model, not a curated record. NCBI's taxonomy places the organism in Eukaryota, Metazoa, Chordata, Amphibia, Anura, Pipidae. Bases 590 to 1540 code for a protein of 316 amino acids. The transcript is spliced from 8 exons.
GAAAUCCAACCAAUGUGCUCACAAUUGCCAUCCUGUGGGCAUCAGAGAAAAAUGUGAUGCAGUUGCAUGUCCCUUGGGCAGAACAGACUGCCCAUCAUUGCUUAUAAGACAUACAGCUGUGAUGCCCAUAGGGUGCCUUAUAUUUAGUUACAGAGCCCUACAGGUCCAUAUCACAGUCACAAACAGGUCGGUUUAUCAGGAGCCAGUUUGAUUUUGAAAUGUGGGAGGAAACUGGAGACCCGGGGGUGGAUACACACAGGGCCUGGCUGGAAUCAAACCCAGGAUCCCAGUGCAUAAAGGCUUCCCACGGAACCACUGUGCUGCCCAUCAUGGAUUUUAUAACAUAUAUUCAGUAUAUUGCGAGUCAGUCCCUAAGCUCAGGUAACUGACAGCUGCCCAGUGUGAAUCAAGUGCAUAAAGGAAUUUCCCUGUUUCUACAGCUACUGACAGUCAGGAAUGAAAAAGAAAUCAUGUGAUGCUGCCAAGUGAUAAAAGUAGUGAGAAUGUUCUAUCUCAGUCUUUUGGAGCUGCUGCUGGCUGCAGACAAGACGCUCCUCUGAGUUACUCCCGGACCUGAUGCUGCUGGAAGAUGAGCUGUGCCAUCCUGCUGCUCCUCUGCUCCGUGCUCUAUGCUGCCGGACCUCAGCUGAACCCCCAGGAGAUACAGGCUGAUAAGGGAGGUUCCAUUCUCUUGGGAGGAAGAGUUGACUUUAAUGAACAAAUGGUGGCUGAUCUGUACAAAGGCCUAACGUGGUUGGGCACGUACCAUCAUGGGUUUGAAUGUGCCAGUCCGUAUGAAGAGCGUCUUGAGUUCCACCAAGGGAACGGCAGCUUCUCCCUGAGGAACCUUGGGGAAGGGGACAGCGGCGCUUACUCUUACACCGUCUUUCAAAUUAUAAAUGGGAAGAACAAUAAAAUCCAGAUGAACUUUCAGGUAACUGUGACAGAGCGAAAGGCAGUGACUGAGCAGCCAAGUGGGACAUCUACUACUGACCAGAGAUCUGUAACCAGUACCAACAGUGCUAGUACCAACAGUGCCAAUACCAGUACCAACAGCACAAGAACAAGCAGAACAUUUCUUUCAGAUUUUACUGUGCAAGUGAUGGGGCAGGUGUGUGUCUGGCUGUGCUGCGUGUCGCUCCUACAUCCGCUGCUUAUUCUCAUCUGCACCUUCAUCCGAUGCCUCCCGAGGGGGGAACAGCUCCCAACGUGCUGCAAUGAGUUAAUGGAAAUCAGCGGCUCUUUGUCCCUCUCCUGCGUUGUAUUUAGCGCAGUCUUCUGGCUUUUCUAUGAUAACGGGAAAGGGGCGACCAUGACUUGGUGUCUUAGUGUCAUCGCCUUAAUCCUGAUCGGUUUGAAUGCAUCUCCUGUGGUGAAGUGGUGCACAACUCCAUAUGGAUCUGGUUCUAGGUUACCCUUCUGCAGUGUGCUUGGUACCAGCAGCCAGAGUCCGCUCGUCGCUCAGUUCCGUGGAUAUUUCAGCCUCCUGCUUGUGUCGCUGUUCUCCCUCUGCACCAUCCUUGGCUUUUACCUGACAUGAAGAAGAUGGAGAUCAGCAUAAGAAGAGAUGGGGCAAAAUAAAGAACAGAUCAGGGUUUCAAAUCCCAAGCGAAAAGUAAAAAAUACUGUGAAAUCUGUGGGCACCGGGUAUUCUUUCUCUUUGUGAGUACUUUUGGGCAGAGUGUGCCCCCUGCUGGUGUGUGGCUGGAGUGCUGGUACUAAGAGCAGUCUGGCCAUGGAAAAGGAUUAUAAUUCCAAUGAUUGUGUGAGGGAGCCCAGAAGAACCUGCAGCCCCAGUCCCGAGCCGUCCAUUGGCACCGGAGAAGCCGAGUGUUGGGAGGUACAAAUGCUGAGGCAACUGACUGAUAUAAUCACAAGAAACAGAAUGAAGUAACGUCCGUUAUGAAUGGAAUGAAACUGUAAUUAACAGAUCACAGAGAUGGGAAACAUUGUUAAUGUACUGUUUGUAAUGUAUAGUAUAAUGUAUGUUACCAACAAUAAAGCAGCCUGUCAGGUUGGUCCAGCAAUGGUAAGGGUUAAUUUACC